GGCGCACCAUUGAAGAACCAGGGAGCCAUAUUUCCAUGGAACACAGAAACUUCCUGCGCUUCUUCUUCCUCUUCUUCUCCGGAGCCUUAGCUCUGCUCGUCACUUGGCUUCACUUCCCCUCUCUCUCUGACACCCAACUUCUUGACUGCAACCUCUCCUCUGACAGUUGCUCCUCCCACUACUCCCGCUUCUUCCGCUCCAAACUCCCCACCUUCAUCAAGAAAAAUCCUUCCCCCACGCGCCGCCGCGACCACCACAACGACACUCCCCGCCACCCUCUCGACCCCCUAACCAUCCAUGAAUUCAACCAAGUCCGAUCCAUCCUCUCCCGCUACCCCCUCCUCAAAUCCUCCUCUUAUAUUUUCAACUCAAUAACUCUUGAAGAACCCCCCAAGAAGCUCGUCAAGCAAUGGAAACCCGGCGACCCUCUCUUCCCCAGAAAAGCCUCCGUCAUUGCCCGCGUCAACGGCGCCUCCACUGUUCUCCUCACCGUUGACCUCUCCACCCAACAGGUUACAAGACAUGAAGUAGAUCCAGUUUCCGGGUACCCAACUAUGACUGUGGAGGACAUGGUGGGAGCAACAUACGCGCCACUGAAGAGCUUCGAGUUCAACCGUACGAUCACGGCGCGUGGCGUUAAGAUGGCCGACGUGGCGUGCUUGCCGGUGUCGUCGGGGUGGUAUGGGAAGAUAAAAGAGGAGCAGAACUUGAGGCUGAUCAAGGUUCAGUGCUAUUCGUCGGAGGGCACUGCCAACUUCUACAUGAGACCCAUCGAAGGACUCACCGUGCUGGUCGAUAUGGAUAAACAAGAAGUCGUCUCCAUCUCCGACAAGGGACGCAACAUCCCGAUUCCUAACGGAAUCGACACGGAUUAUCGUUACUCCGUUCAGAAGCUGAGAGGUAAGUUGGACCUGUUAAACCCGAUAUCCUUGGAGCAACCCAAGGGCCCGAGUUUUACCAUCGACGGCAACCUCGUGAAGUGGGCGAACUGGGAAUUCCACCUGAAACCCGACCCGAGAGCAGGGGUAGUAAUAUCGCAGGCGAAGUUCAGAGACCCAGAAACGUCGAAGCUAAGGGAGGUGAUGUACAAAGGAUUCACGUCGGAGCUGUUCGUGCCGUACAUGGACCCCACUGACGCCUGGUACUUCAAGACCUACAUGGACGCGGGCGAAUACGGGUUCGGGUUACAGGCCAUGUCGCUGGACCCGCUGAACGACUGUCCCCGGCAUGCGUAUUACAUGGACGGCGUUUUGACGUCGGCCGACGGCACGCCGUACGUCCGACCAAACAUGAUAUGUGUGUUCGAGAGCUAUGCUGGCGACAUCGCGUGGCGACACGUGGAGUGUCCUAUCACUGAUUUACAGAUAACGGAGGCGAGACCGAAGGUGACGCUAGUGGUGAGGAUGGCAGCCGCAGUGGCCAACUAUGACUAUAUAAUGGAUUGGGAAUUUCAAACUGAUGGACUAAUCAGACCCAAGGUAGGACUGAGUGGAAUCCUGAUGGUGAAAGGAACACCGUACGAUCACACCAACCAGAUUCCACCCCAAGAGUAUCUCUACGGCACCCUCCUCGCCGACAACCUCAUCGGAGUAAUCCACGACCACUACAUAACCUACCGCCUCGACAUGGACAUCGACGGCGAGCCCAACUCCUUCGUCAAAGUCAACUUAAAGAGGCACCAGACGUCGCCGGAAGAAGACUCCCCGAGAAGAAGCUACCUGAAAGCGGUGAGGAAAGUGGCCAAGACGGAGAAAGACGCAGAGAUAAGACUCAAGCUGUAUGACCCAUCUGAGUUCCACGUGAUAAACCCUAACAAGAAGACCAAGGUGGGGAACCCGGUGGGUUACAAGGUGGUUCCUGGAGGGACGGCGGCGACUUUGCUGGACCCGGAGGAUCCGCCGCAGAAGAGAGCGGCGUUCACGAAUAAUCAGAUAUGGGUGACUCCUUAUAACGAGACUGAGCAGUGGGCUGGUGGGUUGUUUGUUUAUCAGAGCCAAGGCGAUGACACUCUCCAAGUCUGGGCCAACAGGGAUAGAGAGAUAGAGAAUAAGGACAUAGUGGUGUGGUACACAAUAGGGUUCCAUCACAUACCAUGUCAAGAAGAUUAUCCAAUAAUGCCAACUGUGUCGUCAAGCUUCGAUCUGAAGCCUGUGAAUUUCUUCGAGAGGAACCCUAUUUUCAGAAUGCCACCAACUUUUGAAGAUGACCUGCCCGUUUGCAAGCCUCGCGACUCAUCAGCCUGAGAUCCAAUGAUUAAUUUAAUGGCUACCACAGAUCAAUGAUGUGCUGACGCAUGUGUGUUCACUAAUUAGUAAUUAAUCACUAGCUAGUUCUCUUGCACAUUGUAACGAUCCAAUAAAUUAGGGUUCGUUUGCAUAUUUAUGUAAUUCAAUGAGAGAAGACAUAAAGAGUCGUUUAUCCCAAAUCUUAAUCGGAAUAUUGGAUAUAACAGCAUCACGAGUA
Neltuma alba is the source of this 2463-nucleotide messenger RNA. RefSeq names its product primary amine oxidase. Gene Ontology annotation, molecular function: primary methylamine oxidase activity; copper ion binding; quinone binding. The record is from RefSeq and is a predicted model, not a curated record. Gene Ontology annotation, biological process: amine metabolic process. Bases 36 to 2243 code for a protein of 735 amino acids. The transcript is spliced from 4 exons. NCBI's taxonomy places the organism in Eukaryota, Viridiplantae, Streptophyta, Magnoliopsida, Fabales, Fabaceae.